AUGACACUUACUACUCCCCACAACGUGACUGGGAGUUUGGCUUGGGCUACGUUUAUAGCUUGUCUAAGCACAUUACAAUUCGGAUUUCAUCUUGCUGAAUUAAAUGCACCAGAAGCAAUUUUACUGUGCCAGUUCCACAAAAGAGGUCCAUAUGAGUCCUAUGAAGAGACAAUAUGGUCCUCGUUUGGUCGAGAUCAAUGUCUAAAGAUGAGCAGUGGUGGAAUCGCAACCAUAACUACAAUGUUCACUGUCGGAGGAUUUGUAUCCUCAAUAAUACUUGGAUCAUCCAAAAUCUCAACUGCAUUUGGUAGAAAGAAGGUCAGCAUCAUUAAUUCGUUGUUAUUUUGUCUUGGUUCAUUUUCAAUGGCUAUGUCGAAUAAACUCUGGAUGUUCAAUUUGGGUAGGUUCGUUACUGGUUUAGCUGGUGGAUCUUCGUUAGUGGUGUCACCAAUCUUAAUUAAUGAGUUGACUCCCAUCAACCAUAGAGGAUUUUUAGGGUCUAUAUUGCAAUUGGCGGUAGCCAUUGGGAUCCUUAUGGCUCAAAUUGUUGGAUACUUCUGGUCAAACGAUCAAGAGUGGCGUAGCAUAUUCCUCUUUGCAUCUGGUAUUGGUUUGUUUCAAUUUGUUAUUUUAUUCACCACUGUCGAAUCUCCUAAAUGGCUUAUUAUCAAUAAGGGAGAGGUCAAGAAGGCUAAAUCCAUAUUGAGAAACUUACGUACUGAUCACGAUGCCGCAAACCAUGAAAUUAAUCACUGGAGAAGACUUUCUAUUCAUGCCGAUGUUUCAGAGUGCAAAGCAGGAGAAACCUCAGCUUUAUUAGAUGGACCAGUAAGCGAAUCAUCUUCAUCGUCUACCAGUGGAUUCAUCCCACUAACAAGAACUGUGUCACGUAGAGGUUCUAUUGAUCCUUCUCAUAUUACUAUUGGAGAUUUUCUUUCCAUAAAGAAGUAUGCACCAGAGCGUUGGGCUAUCUUUGGAUUAAUGUCUGGUCAGCAACUAUGUGGAAUUAACGCUAUUACUUUCUACGGUGUACGAGUCUUACGUGACAUUGUCCCAGAGGGAACAAACGUACUUGCCAUUACAUGUUCACUCUCAAUUUGUAACGCACUUUCUGCGCUUUGUAUUUCACCAUUUGUUGAUACGUUAGGUAGAAAGAAACUUUUGAUGUAUUCGGUGUCCAUUAUGGGUCUUUCAGCAGUGGGGAUUUCCAUCGGGUUGACUCAUAAUAUCGACUACCUUGCAGCUGGUGGGUGCUUUGUCUUUAAUAUCGGGUAUUCCAUUGGGUUAGCACCAAUACCAUUCUUGAUGAUUUCAGAGCUUGCAAGUCACGAAGCAUUAAGUGCUGCACAAUCAUGUGGAACGGCCCUUAAUUGGGCUUCUAACAUCACUAUUGCAUUUUUCUUCCCAAUUCUUCUGGAUCUGAUAGGAGGGUACAUCUUUUAUGUAUUUUUCUUCAUUUGCGCAUUCUAUGUUACAUUUUAUGCCAAGUUCUUACCAGAGACAUUAGGGUACAGUAGUUCAGAGGAAGUUUGGAGAGAUUUCAGAAAGGAAUAA
This is a messenger RNA of Dujonia railenensis, 1554 nucleotides long. The record is from the annotation of a GenBank genome assembly. NCBI's taxonomy places the organism in Eukaryota, Fungi, Ascomycota, Pichiomycetes, Serinales, Debaryomycetaceae.